ACCUUGACGGCACUGAAGACCACGGAGGAAAGUACUGGUAGUCUUUCCAAAUCCAGUAAUAUCAUCAUUCACCUUAGAAAACAGGUGAGUCCUAUUCCCACCAUGUAUCUUCCCCUUCUCACAGGGGAGAUUAAUACUAAACAAGUGAAAGUCAACCUCUCCCUCCACCCCCCAUCCCUUUACACAGGAAACAUGUGGGUAACCAUGCCCUGCCAAAUUAGGAGCUGUUCUGUAGGAAACAUAUGUGUGUUAAUGUAACACUAAACGGUUCUAACAAACAGGUGACUGACAUCCGGAGCCAUUUGUAGGGAUCGUCAUAGUCAGGAACUGAUGUCCAAUGUGUAAUGCUUUUGGCCCCAAGGGAUAUUCUCUUGCUUAUAUAUUCUGGUCAUGCAGAAUAAAUCUUAUUUUGCCAAGGCACAACUUGGUUUCACAAAGGUUUUCUUGAGCUCCAGUGACCACAUGGUAAUGAUUAAUCUCUACAGUUGGGUUGGGUACUAGUUAUUUAGUAAUAAUAUAAAAUAAUAUGCCAUUUAGCAGACGCUUUUAUCCAAAGCGACUUACAGUCAUGCGUGCAUACAUUUUUUGUGUAUGGGUGGUCCCGGGGAUCGAACCCACUACCUUGGCGUUACAAGCGCCGUGCUCUACCAGCUGAGCUACAGAGGACCACAUUUAGUUGUUGUGUUCACCUGAACUCAUCAGUAUAAAAAAGGGGAUGUCCACACUGUUGGAUUGAAUGGGAAAAGGUUAGGUUCAUAUUCUUUUUUUAUUUGUAUUAUACAACCAUUCAACCGACCAUAUUAAGAAGUAUGAUUAAGAAACGUAUUAAGAAGGGACACCUGCAUCAUUGUGAGGUGUCUUUCACUUGUGCCAUACUGAUGCUACUGGUAUGCUAAAGGAAGACUGUAGACAAAACUGGAGGCCCUUACAUAUUAGUGUCUAGGGAAAUGGUGGUUUAUUGAUCAUGGACAGUGAGUCUUGGGGGUAGAGGUUAACUGGCUAUGAGUUGUAGCAUUUACUUUUAUUGGUAGAAAGUCUUGGUAUAGUGAUUCACUAGGCUUAAUUUUGUGUUUUAGGCUGGGUUAUGAGCCACAGGUGUAGAAAUCGUAGAUCAUAAACUCUAUGCAUAGAUGGGAGGGGUCUCUCAUAAAGUCACCAGAGGGGUAUACUACAAAUCAUGAUAAAUGAGUUAGCCAGCUAACAUGCCUUAAUAUUCAGAAUAUACAGUGAGGGAAAAAAGUAUUUGGUCCCCUGCUGAUUUUGUACGUUUGCCCACUGACAAAGACAUGAUCGGUCUAUAAUUUGAAUGGUAGGUUUAUUUGAACAGUGAGAGACAGAAUAACAACAAAAAAAUCCAGUAAAAUGCAUGUAAAAAAUGUUAUAAAUUGAUGUGCAUUUUAAUGAGAAAUAAGUAUAUGACCCCUCUGCAAAACAUGACUUAGUACUUGGUGGCAAAACCCUUGUUGGCAAUCACAGAGGUCAGACGUUUCUUGUAGUUGGCCACCAGGUUUGCACACAUCUCAGGAGGGAUUUUGUCCCACUCCUCUUUGCAGAUCUUCUCCAAGUCAUUAAGGUUUCGAGGCUGAUGUUUGGUAACUCGAACCUUCAGCUCCCUCCACAGAUUUUCAAUGGGAUUAAGGUCUGGAGACUGGCUAGGCCACUCCAGGACCUUAAUGUACUUCUUCUUGAACCACUCCUUUGUUGCCUUGGCCGUAUGUUUUGGGUCAUUGUCAUUCUGGAAUACCCAUCCACGGCCCAUUUUCAAUACCCUGGCUGAGGGAAGGAGGUUCUCACCCAAGAUUUGACGGUACAUGGGCCCGUCCAUCGUCCCUUAGAUGCGGUGAAGUUGUCCUGUACCCUUAGCAGAAAAACACCCCCAAAGCAUAAUGUUUCCACCUCCAUGUUUGACGUGGGCAUGGUGUUCUUGGGGUCAUAGGCAGCAUUCCUCCUCCUCCAAACAAGGCGAGUUGAGUUGAUGGCAAAGAGCUUGAUUUUGGUCUCAUCUGACCACAACACUUUCACCCAGUUCUCCUCUGAAUCAUUCAGAUGUUCAUUGGCAAACUUCAGAUGGGCCUGUAUAUGUGCUUUCUUGAGCAGGGGGACCUUGCAGGCGCUGCAGGAUUUCAGUCCUUCACGGCGUAGUGUGUUACCAAUUGUUUUCUUGGUGACUAUGGUCCCAGCUGCCUUGAGAUCAUUGACAAGAUCCUCCCGUGUAGUUCUGGGCUGAUUCCUCACCAUUCUCAUGAUCAUUGCAACUCCACGAGGUGAGAUCUUGCAUGGAACCCCAGGCCGAGGGAGAUUGACAGUUAUUUUGUGUUUCUUCCAUUUGCGAAUAAUCACACCAACUGUUGUCACCUUCUCACCAAGCUGCUUGGCGAUGGUCUUGUAGCCCAUUCCAGCCUUGUGUAGGUCUACAAUCUUGUCCCUGACUUCCUUGGAGAGCUCUUUGGUCUUGGCCAUGGUGGAGAGUUUGGAUUCUGAUUGAUUGAUUGCUUCUGUGGACAGGUGUCUUUUAUACAGGUAACAAGCUGAGAUUAGUAGCACUCCCUUUAAGAGUGUGCUCCUAAUCUCAGCUCGUUACCUGUAUAAAAGACACCUGGGAGCCAGAAAUCUUUCUGAUUGAGAGGGGGUCAAAUACUUAUUUCCCUCAUUAAAAUGCAAAUCAAUUUAUAACAUUUUUGACACGCAUUUUUCUGGAUUGUUUUGUUGUUAUUCUGUCUCUCACUGUUCAAAUAAACCUACAAUUAAAAUUAUAGACUGAUCAUGUGUUUGUCAGUGGGCAAACGUACAAAAUCAGCAGGGGAUCAAAUACAUUUUUCCCUCACUGUAGUUAUAUAUAUUUUUUAGAAAGAUAAGCUUGAAAUGAACAUGGUCUAAUUCAGGGUUUCCCAAACUCGGUCCAUUCUCCCCUCCCCCGCGGUGCAUAUUUUGGUUUUUGCCCUAGCACUACACAGCUGAUUCAAAUAAUCAAAGCUUGAUGAUAAGUUGGUUAUUUGAAUCAGCUGUGUAGUGCUAGCGCAAAACCAAAACGUGCACCCAGGGUGGGCCCCAGGACCAAGUUUGGGAAACGCUGAUCUAAUUGACUCAAAAACAAGUUUAGCUUUCAGAAAUCAAUCAAUAGUUAUUUCUGGUUCUUUAUCAAAGUUAACUAAUUGAUCCUGCUUUGUAGUAUAUCCCUCAGAUUGUGCAACAGAAGAUUUUAUCUUGUUUGUUUAGCAGUGUUGUGGUAAAGCGUCCACCGUAUUGCUUCCACCUUACAGAUUGAGAGGUGAGGGCCAAAGUGGAGUGGUAGGGAUCGAAUUGGGACCGGCUCAUUGAAGUCCUAUGAAAAGCUUGUGUUUUUUCAAGAAAUUUGAAAAAACAAUGAUCUUUCACCAUAGGAAAUGGGUCUAAAGGCGCGCCGUUCAAAUUCAAAUGGUGUUUUCAAAUACUUAUAUUGGCCUUAGUGUUCACAGUAUUUAUAAAUGGAUGACUGCUUUCAAUUGCUUUCAUUAUACUUUUCUUUGGACGCUGACAAUGUAAAACUUCAUAGGACAUUUGUUUACAAGGUGUGCAAGUCAGGGUCAUGGCAUUUAGUUAAGUCUUUGGUCUUAGCAAAGUGUUUUAUAGUUAUUGUGGCUUAGGGAAGCAGUUUGACAGUUAUGCGUCUUGGCAAAGAGGUUUAUGGUCAAUGAGUCCUGACAAAGGGUCCAUGGGUAGAGGAAGUGGACAAAGGAUGAGUGGUAAGUUAAGGUGUCCUUCUAGGAGCCUUCCAUUUAUUGACACUGCUGAUUGCCAUGGUCUUUCUUUUGGUAGCAAGGUUUUUAAUAGAUGGUUUGUGGUGCAAGACUUUGUCUUGCCCACAGUGCUCAAACUUUAGUGCUCAAAUUUACACUACAGAAUAAGCUGGCAGCACUUUACUCCUAAAGAUCACAGUUGGUUUUCCCUGUUUUAAACCUUCUUAUAUCAUGGCAUUGUUGAAUACUUGUUUCUGAUUAGCUUGAAGGGCAUUCUAGAGCGUGGAUUAUUACCCUAUAACACAUGGUAUACAGCACGGUAGAAUCCAAUGGCUAUAGUUCAUUCUUGCAUGUUCUAUUGAGCUACUGUACUUUUGAAAGCAAAAGUCAAAUUGAAAACAUUAUUGGCAUUGUUGAAUUAGAUUUUCAUAAUGGUAAGCUAGGACUGAUGGUUUGGCUAGCUAAACUAGCAAGUCUGUUUCUUUGAUUACCAAGGCAACUACUAUAGCACAGGAGGUUGGUGGCACCUUAAUUGGGGAGGACGGGCUUGUGGUAAUGGCUGGAGCGGAAUAAGUGUAAUGGUAUCAAACACAUGGCUUCCAUGUGUUUGAUGCCAUUCCAUAGGCUCCGUUCCAGCCAUUAUUAUGAUCCGUCCUCCCCUCAGCAGCCUCCACUGUACUGUAGCUAUCUAGUAAACUUGCUAGCUACUUCAGUGGAUGUUGAACACAUUCUUUGAGCUUUGUAAAGGCCUUUUCAUCAGAACUUUUGCAAUGCCUUUUUUCCUGGUGAAUUCAAUGGACUCUUUUGUAAGGGAGACCAUGCAUCCAUGCUCUCAUCUAGGACCUGAUUUCCCAAUAUCUAAACUAAGUGGCUGACUGUCCUGUCUUUCAGAAAUACAACGCUGACUAUGACCUCUCAGCCAAGGAAGGGGCAGACACUCUGGCCUUUGUGUCACUACUGGAGGAGAAACUGCUGCCUGCAUUGGAGAGA
This is a messenger RNA of Coregonus sp. 'balchen', 4706 nucleotides long. The record is from the annotation of a GenBank genome assembly. NCBI's taxonomy places the organism in Eukaryota, Metazoa, Chordata, Actinopteri, Salmoniformes, Salmonidae.